Messenger RNA from Ostrinia nubilalis (European corn borer), 357 nucleotides. RefSeq names its product histone H2A-like. Gene Ontology annotation, cellular component: chromatin; nucleosome. Lineage: Eukaryota; Metazoa; Arthropoda; Insecta; Lepidoptera; Crambidae. The transcript has a single exon. Gene Ontology annotation, molecular function: structural constituent of chromatin; DNA binding; protein heterodimerization activity. The record is from RefSeq and is a predicted model, not a curated record. Gene Ontology annotation, biological process: heterochromatin formation. The coding region runs from base 1 to 357 and encodes 118 amino acids.
AUGACUCCUCCGAUCAAGAAGAACAAAACGCGCUCGUCCCGAGCCGGUCUCCAGUUCCCAGUUGGGAGGAUCCACAAGAUCUUACGGAAGGGGAACUUCGCCCCUCGCAUCGGGAGCGGAGCCCCCAUCUACUUGGCAGCAGCAUUGGAAUAUUUAGCAGCAGAAAUACUGGAGCUGGCAGCAGACGCGGCAAGAGACACGAAGAAAAGCAGGGUGGUGCCUCGCCACAUCCUGUUCGCGAUCAGAAAUGAUGAGGAGCUGAAUCGGAUGCUGUCAGGAGUCACCAUCUCACAGGGAGGAGUCGUACCAUCGAUCCAACCAGUCCUGCUGCCCAAGAAAACCAUGAAGUCGAGUUAG